CCUCCCUUGCUCUUGUUGCUAUGCACUCGCGGAGGUGGGUGGGUGGGCGAUCUUGCUUGUGCCCAUCCAUCCUCGCCGGAGCAGAGGGGAGCAGUGCAGGGUAGGGGCAGCGCCCGGGCUAUCAUGUGUGUGGACAGGUAUCAAUCAUGUGCGUUGGGAAGAAUAGGGGCAUGCUAUGUCAUCGGUUCUGAUUCAAUGGUUCACUACGAGCACUGCACACGUCCACAGAUGGACUGGAUAGGGCGGGUGAAAGGAGAGGGAUUUAAGCAAUGUGAGAUCGUGGUCACACGAGCCCGAACGGCAAUAAUCAACGAGUAGAAAGGCGGGAGAGAGGAAGGAAGGAAGAAGAAGAAAAGAAAAAAAAGUGAUCUUAUGACCGAUCGAGAUUGGGUUACUGUACAGGAAGGUAAAUGGGGGAUUGAUGAGCAUUGUGGAGGAGGAGGGUUAAAAGGAGAGAAGAAGAAAAAAAGUUAUCAUACAGGUUUGUUGAGGAGAUUUCCAAGUAGGCUGAUGGUUUGCAUGCCAGGGGUAUGACACCGUGCGAGUACAUAAAGGAACGAACGCCAAGAGAAGAUCUUGGUUAUGUUUUCACUUUGAGCCGCAGGGAGCACAGAACGUUAGUUUAGGCUGGUCACCACUCGAGAAGGCAAAGAAUAGCAUGCCGCAUACCGGUAGCCCGCAGAGUUCUGCCCAUCUUUACAUAAUCUCCUUCCUCUUCCUACUCUGUGCCCUCCACUUUUAUUCUCCCGUGCAUUUUCCGGUGAACGAAGAAGUUAAAUCCGCUACAAUGCUUGAGACAAUAUACGUUACCAGGCAUGGUGUGAGCCUCCCUUUCUCAAGUUUGGCUUUCCUCUUUUUCUGACGGAUGGGGGGGGAUAGUUUCGCAGCAGUUGGGUUACUGAUGGCCAAGGGAAUAACUCUGAAAUCCUUGCCUCCCCUACCGGCAUUCCCUCUGAUCCCCCGCUCGCGGCUUAUGGAACUGAGCAGGCGAGGGAGCUCAUGGCACACCUUGCCAAACUUGACCCUAAAAUCGACAGAAUCUAUAGCAGUCCUUUCUACCGCUGUCUGGAGACCAUCGAUCCUACAGCGGAGGCUUUGAAUCUGGGAAUUUUUGCUGAUAAUGGUGUCGGGUGAGCCCUCGAUCCUUCCAUCCCUAUUACCAUCCACCGCAUUUGCCCUACAUUUCGAUCCAGCUAAGCGUUGUCUGCUUGGGAAAAGGGAAUGGUACGGUGUUUCCAGAUCCAGUAGGCUACCCCCCCCCCCCGAUUUUCUCGUUUGCCUUGUUUGCUGAUGAGUUUUGUUGGAAUUUUUCUUUGCAGCUCAUCCGUCCCCCGCUAGUCCCGAGUUGUUGCACACAUUCUUCCCACGUGUUAGCCUCAGCUACGUCCCCACUAUCAUCCCGUCGACCAAGGGUGAGACCAUCGUUCAGAUUCACGAUAGAACUGCGUACGCUCUUGCCAGAAUUAUCGCCGACAUUGAUCGUGGUUGGUCUGAGGAGGGGAAGGGGCCUAGGGCUAUUAUCAUCUGCAGUCACGCUGCUACUGAUAUCGCUGCUGGAAGGGCUCUCACUGGUCGGUUCUCUGCAGCGGCGGUUGCGCUAGUUUAUGGGUGGGCUUACUGGGUUGAGUGAAUAGGUGAUGAGGCUUUCGACGUAAAGGCUGGAACUUGCUCUCUCAGCACUUAUCGCCGCCGCAAGGUUCCUACUAAUCCGACCGUAGUCCCUCUUCCGUCUGACGAGUUUCCCAUCCCGGAUACGGCCUGGCGUGGUGGCAACGGUGUCGGAGGUGGAUGGGAUAGCAUCGUCAACGGGGAUUGCUCCUUUCUCAAGAACGGCGAGGAGAGGAAUUGGUGGUUUUCUGAUGAGGAGACUUGGGAUUCUUCGAUUGUCAAGCCGAGACCCGGUGAGGCUCCUGAAGGUGGACCUGGGUCUGUUUCCCAAUCAGGGCAAAUGGGAGCGAAGAUAUAAUACCAUAUUGUGGGAAUUGAUAGACGAACAUGGUGUACCUGGCUAGGGGUUUGGAUGAUAGUUUGUGUUUGCAUUUUCUCUCGGGGUUGCUGGAUGCUAGAACAAUACCAUGAUAUGCGCUUCAAUGACCAUAUUUUUCAUGUUUUACCUUGUUUAGAGCGAUAUGGGGGAGUAGAUGCGGGCACACAGAACGGGGAGUCAUUGGUUUCAUGUCUAACCUGGCGUAUGAUCAGAAUGCACGACAAGGUAGAAUUAGGGCUUCAUAUCCUGGAAACUUUCCGCCAGGUGAUGAUAGCCUAGCUCCCCGCAUCAGAUGAUUACCACUUGAGCCUGCCUCUAGCCUGUCGACAAUUCCUUGCUUAGCAUUGCAAGUGUGCUAUAUCACUAUCUACCGGCCGCCCGGCUCGCCUCAUUACCAUUACCCGUGCCUGAUGGGCAGUCCGUUUUCGUUACUGUUUGCCCAUAGCGUGACCGGCACUCCGCCCCAAAUGUUCUGCGUGCUGAUAUCCGUGUUUAUGUACCAGUCGGGUACCGCCCAGCACUAUAC
Molecule: messenger RNA, 2513 nt
Organism: Tuber aestivum (summer truffle)
Lineage: Eukaryota; Fungi; Ascomycota; Pezizomycetes; Pezizales; Tuberaceae
Source: the annotation of a GenBank genome assembly